This is a messenger RNA of Colletotrichum gloeosporioides, 1032 nucleotides long. Its product is annotated as Dehydrogenase azaJ. The coding region runs from base 1 to 1032 and encodes 343 amino acids. NCBI's taxonomy places the organism in Eukaryota, Fungi, Ascomycota, Sordariomycetes, Glomerellales, Glomerellaceae. The transcript is spliced from 5 exons. The record is from RefSeq and is a predicted model, not a curated record. Gene Ontology annotation, molecular function: oxidoreductase activity, acting on NAD(P)H.
AUGCCUACCAACAAAGCUGCCUGGCUCACUGAGCCGAAAUCAUAUCCCUUCCAAAUCAAGGAUGCCCCGUUUCCUACGGCUGGACCGGGAGAGGUUGUUAUUAGGAAUGUUGUCACUGCUUUAGCAGAACCCCGCCGAGUGGAAAAUACAAUCAGAGAUCUCGGAGUGAUUGUGCAGAAAUAUCCAACCAUCCUAGGAGCGGAUGCGGCUGGACACAUCGAAGAUGUUGGCGAGGGUGUUACUCAUCUGCAAAAGGGCCAGCGGGUGAUAGGAUAUUGUACCGGUCUUGGACUUCAAAAUCAUGAGUUCGGAACCUUCCAGCUCUACAGCAAAGCCGCCGCAAACCUCGUCUCGCCGAUUCCCGACGACAUGAGCUUCGAGGCGGCGUCGGUGCUUCCCCUCGCCAUCGCAACUGCUUCAGUGGGCCUUUAUAAGAAGAAGUAUCUCAGCCUACCUCUCCCAAGUCUGAAGCCAUCGCCGACAGGAAAGACGCUGCUGGUAUGGGGUGGAGCCUCAUCAGUUGGCGGCACGGCGGUGCAGCUUGCGGUUGCCUCGGGAUUGAGGGUCAUCACGACGGCUUCAAAAGCCAACUUUGAAAAGGUAAAAGAGUUAGGAGCUGAUACCGUUCUCGACUACCACUCUGCAACUAUCGUCGAUGAUGCCAUCAGGGUGUUGUCUGGGACGGACGUUGCGGGAGUUUACGAUGCGAUCUCCUCUCCUCAAUCUUUGCAACCCAUCGGCGCUAUCCUCGACAAGCUUGGGGCGCACAAAGUGAUAACGGUGCUACCUGUUGAGGGAGACUUUGGUCAAAAUGCGAUCAUAUCGUUCGAGACGGCCUUUCAAAUCACUGAAAAUCCUCAGGAAGUCGGCGAUCCGGUUUGGAGAGAAUUUGUGCCUGGAGCGCUCAAGAACGGUCAGCUGAAGGCCAAGCCGGACCCCGAGGUGGUGGGAAAGGGGCUGGAGUCGAUUCAGGCUGGGCUUGAGCGGCUCAAGAAAGGGGUCUCGGCGACGAAGCUGGUGAUUCAAUACUGA